Molecule: messenger RNA, 876 nt
Organism: Ilex paraguariensis (yerba mate)
Lineage: Eukaryota; Viridiplantae; Streptophyta; Magnoliopsida; Aquifoliales; Aquifoliaceae
Source: the annotation of a GenBank genome assembly
AUGGCUAGUUAUUCAAGAGUUUCAACUGUGUUGCUAAUUGUAGUUCUUGUGGGUAGUUUACUCAUGGUUGUCACGGCUGGUGACUUCUACGAAGAUUUUGACACCCCUUGGGGCGAUGAUCGUGCUCAGAUACUCAACAAUGGGGAGCUUCUUUCUCUCUCCCUCGACCAGUUCUCCGGCUCGGGCACACAAUCCCGAAAUAAGUAUCUGUUUGCAAAGAUAGAUAUGCAUCUCAAACUUGUCUCCGGAAACUCUGCCGGCACCGUCACCGCUUUUUAUUUGUCAUCACAAGGAUCAAAGCACGAUGAAAUAGACUUUGAAUUCUUGGGGAACGUGACUGGUGAACCAUAUAUUCUGCACACCAACGUGUUCACCAAGGGAGGGGGCGGUAGGGAGCAACAGUUCUACCUUUGGUUUGACCCCACUGAAGAUUUCCACGAAUAUUCAAUUCAUUGGAGUCCCCAAAGCAUCAUCUUUUCUGUGGAUGGCACACCCAUUAGAGAGUUCAAGAAUGCCGAGUCAAUUGGUGUUCCAUACCCAAGUAACCAACCAAUGAGGAUAUACACCACCCUAUGGAACUCUGAUGACUGGGCCACGCAGGGUGGUCGGGUCAAGACAGAUUGGACCCAGGCUCCAUUCAAUGCUUCAUUCACGAAUUACACCCUUAAUGCCUGUGUUUGGUCUUCGGGUUCAUCAUCUUGUAGUUCAAUUUCUUCAUCUUCAACCUCAAGCAAUGGUGCUUGGCUCUCAGAAGAGUUGGAUACCACAAGCCAAGGGAGGUUGAAGUGGGUGCAGGAGAAUUGGAUGAUCUAUGAUUAUUGCAAAGACCCAGAGAGGUUUAUUCAUGGGGAACCUGCAGAAUGCAGCCUAUCUUAA